This is a messenger RNA of Plasmopara halstedii, 702 nucleotides long. RefSeq lists its product as uncharacterized. The transcript has a single exon. The record is from RefSeq and is a predicted model, not a curated record. Lineage: Eukaryota; Oomycota; Peronosporomycetes; Peronosporales; Peronosporaceae. The coding region runs from base 1 to 702 and encodes 233 amino acids.
AUGCUCCAAGCAGACGAACACGUUCAUGCUUUAUACGAAGAUCGAAGGCUGACGGUUAGUUUUAAACCCGAGCCAGUAAAUUUGUCGACAUUGGGGGAAAAAUCACCUAGUUAUUUGUCUCGAAUUGCGAAUUGGUUUAAAAACCUGAAAACGACUACCAGAUUAGCAUGGACAUUAUUCAGAACUGGUUUUCACAAUCCAGAUCAGGCACUUUUGAUGGGAUAUACUCCUGGAUACUAUAUCUCCGUCUGGCGCAAGUUUGAUCCUACAUUCACGUACCUGAAAAACCCCGACCCUGGCGGUGAUAUGUAUCAAAAAUUAUUACGUUUUGGCGAAUACUACGAUGAUCUUCAACAUCAUCAAGGCUCAAUCAAAGACUUAGCUGAAAAACUGAGUAACGUGGAAAAACAAAUGAAAGAUAUGUCUUGGAUCAGUCGCAUUCGCGCUCGCAUUGCAAUGUGGAAAACAAGGCGCCUCCUCAAUAAAGGUGUUCCUGAAGAAAAGUUGCUCGAGAAAGGCGUUUCGCCUUACUUGUACUUUAGGUGGCUGAAGGAAAAACAGGGCAGUAUACCUACGCUUCAAGACGGCUUUGUCAACUGGUUUGCAACUAAAGACGCCAUGGCAUGGUUGAAAUAUCAGCGUUUGUAUGAUAAGAAGUUUCCUUAUCCGAGAAAGGGUAUCGAUUAUGCAAAAAUACCUUAA